Messenger RNA from Tripterygium wilfordii, 2470 nucleotides. RefSeq names its product dystrophia myotonica WD repeat-containing protein-like. The transcript has 11 exons. Gene Ontology annotation, molecular function: protein binding. The record is from RefSeq and is a predicted model, not a curated record. NCBI's taxonomy places the organism in Eukaryota, Viridiplantae, Streptophyta, Magnoliopsida, Celastrales, Celastraceae. The coding region runs from base 462 to 2102 and encodes 546 amino acids.
CAACAGUGUACCGGAACGCAGAGUAUAGUUCCUCAAACAAUUGUCCAAAGCUAAAAAAACACAGUUUCAAAGUUGAAUCAUUCUCUCGAUAAGAAGUAGAGCCCCCAUCGCCUUGUGUUAUUCCCCGUCUCGUGGAAGUCACACAGAGAGAGAGCGAAAUCGAGAGGCUUGUAAUCUCUGCCGUUCAUCAGGUUGACAUUACCACUUCAAGGUAGAAUCCAACAAGCAUUAACCCAUUCCGAAACGAAGACAAACUGGAGAUAGUUAGUUCCCCGUAAGCCGCAACUCGCAGGAUCCAGUCGUAGUGAUCUCCAUUGGAGAACCCAGAAGGGCACGGAAGAAAUACAGAGCAUAGACCGAGAAAAACCCAUACUUUGUCAAAAAGACAAAACCCUCAAGAUUGUGCGAAAUUAAGGCGGACUUCAUGAUCACAUACUCUCGGGUCUAGAGAGAGUUGCACAAUGAUCAACACAUCAAACGGAAAGAUUUCAACCUCGUCUUCGUUGGCGAACGCGCAAUCGCCGGGGCUCAAGACCUAUUUCAAGACCCCAGAGGGCCGUUACAAGCUCCAGUAUGAGAAGACCCAUCCUUCCGGUCUCCUCCACUAUGCCCAUGGAAAAACCGUUACUCAGGUAACCCUGGCACAUCUCAAGGACAAGCCUGCCCCAUCAACCCCGACCGCCUCAUCUUCAAGCUUCAGUGCUAGCAGUGGAGUACGUUCAGCAGCAGCUAGACUGCUGGGUGCUGGUAAUGGGAGUCGUGCGCUUAGCUUUGUUGGAGGUAAUGGUAGCAGUAAAAGUGUUGGUGGGAACAGCAAGGCUGGGUCAUUGGGUUCUUUGAAUUCAAGCAAUUUGAUAACUACCACAAAUUUUGAUGGGAAAGGAACUUACCUGAUCUUCAACGUCAGUGAUGCUAUAUUUAUUAGUGAUCUGAACUCUCAAGAUAAGGAUCCAAUUAAAUCUAUCCAUUUUAGUAAUUCAAACCCAGUGUGCCACGCCUUUGAUCAGGACGCAAAGGAUGGCCAUGAUUUGCUUAUUGGGUUGAAUUCUGGUGACGUCUACUCAGUGUCACUGAGACAGCAAUUACAGGACGUUGGAAAGAAGCUUGUGGGGGCUCAGCAUUACAACAAAGAUGGUUCUGUUAACAUUAGCCGUUGUGCUAGUAUUGCAUGGGUGCCUGGAGGUGAUGGCGCUUUUGUUGUUGCUCAUGCAGAUGGGAAUUUGUACGUGUAUGAAAAGAGCAAGGACGGGGCAGGUGAUUCUUCAUUUCCUGUCAUCAAAGACCCAUCUCAAUUUUCUGUUGCACAUGCACGUUACAAUAAGAGUAAUCCUAUUGCAAGAUGGCAUAUUUGCCAAGGUUCUAUCAAUAGCAUUGCUUUCUCAUUUGAUGGGGCCUACUUAGCAACUGUUGGAAGAGAUGGUUAUCUCCGUGUUUUUGAUUAUAUAAAGGAACAACUUAUCUGUGGUGGCAAAAGCUAUUAUGGUGCUCUUCUAUGUUGUGCUUGGAGCAUGGAUGGAAAAUACGUUUUGACUGGUGGUGAAGAUGAUUUAGUUCAAGUUUGGAGCAUGGAGGAUAGGAAAGUUGUAGCGUGGGGUGAGGGGCAUAACUCAUGGGUCAGUGGAGUCACUUUUGAUUCGUAUUGGACAUCACCAAAUUCAGAUGGCUCUGGGGAGACUGUCAUGUACCGAUUUGGAUCCGUUGGUCAGGACACACAGUUGCUUUUGUGGGACCUGGAAAUGGAUGAGAUUGUGGUGCCACUACGUCGAUAUACGGGUGGAUCUCCUACUUUCAGUACUGGAAGCCAGUCAUCCCACUGGGACACUGUUUCCCCAGUUGGGACUCUCCAACCGGCUCCAAGCAUGCGAGAUGUUCCUAAGCUCUCUCCUUUGAUUAUGCACCGAGUUCACACCGAACCCCUCUCUGGUUUAAUAUUUACCCAGGAAUCUGUACUUACUGUUUGUCGAGAAGGGCACAUAAAGAUCUGGAUGAGGCCUGGGGUCGCAGAGAACCAAGCAGGCGAUCCUGAGAACGUGCUAAGUACCAGUUUGAAAGAGAAAACACUGCCAUCUAGCAAGGUCGGUAGUUCUAGUUAUAGGCAAUGACCAAAUUGUCUAUAAGAUGGAUGCAAAACCGUCGUCUUUUCAUGGAGUUGCUACUGGUUGUUCUUGGGAUCGGGACUGCAGAAUGUAACCCGAUUGUUGUGAGAUUAACCAAUUACUAGUUUCCUUGUACAUUUUGGGUUAAAGAUGGCAUGACGACGGUAUUAGAGUUUGUGAGGACGAGGGAAGCUCCUUUGUAAGUACAAAACGGCUGUUGGUAGGAUAUAUAUUUAAUUAUUGACACAAAUAAUGUGAAGUUGCUUCUCUGAAAUUUGUAUUUCUCAGAGGUUGCAUGAGUGCUGGUUUCUUUCUAUAACUGCUGGAAUCUGAACUUGGAAAUUUUGAGGAAGAAUAAAUAUGGCGUAUGGAUA